Caenorhabditis auriculariae is the source of this 2512-nucleotide messenger RNA. The record is from the annotation of a GenBank genome assembly. Lineage: Eukaryota; Metazoa; Nematoda; Chromadorea; Rhabditida; Rhabditidae.
AUGAGGAGCCUCCGCAAAUUCCUUUUCCACGAAAGAUACAGUUUUCCGUCCCAAGCCAGCCGCGAACCAACUAUAGGUUUUUGACAAGAAAAUACUAUUUUGAGAUGUUCUUAUAGUUGACACAAGAAAGGGUCCUGACAUGAAAAAAAAAUGGAGAGUGCCUGGUCGAUGGAGAGCGCAGCCAAUGUUGCCAAUAUGUACUUGGAGUUGAACGAAAGUUGUAGUUUUUAAAAAUUGUUAUUCUCAACUUUUAGUUUAUCAAAUCAAGUUGAAUUUCUAUUAUAAUAAAACCGUUUUUCUGAAUUUUUAUUUUUUCAAAUCUGGGUGUCAGCUUCUCAAAAAAAUUUCAAAUUAUAAAAUGCAAUCUUUGAAGUUUCAGCGUGGAUAUUCUUCCGUAUCGAACCAAUUGUGUUCCUUCUCAUCGUUUUGGCCUGGCCACAUGAGACUUCCGCCGCAGGUAUGUAUAGGAAAAAGCCAUGAUGAAUAUAUAGGAACGAGUCUUGUCAAAAAAAUUUUCUCUUUUUCCAUAGAGAUGAUAGUUUUUUUGGUUGUGAUAUUGUUUUUUUAUUGUUCCAACUACUAGAUUUUUUUCAAAAGAUCUUUGAAAACUGGCUUCGAAAUUUGUCCUAUUAUGAAGAAAUACGUACUUUUUUUAAAUAAUAAUAUUAUUAUUGACAGAUAAGCGUGACCCCUAACGAGUUCACUUGAAUCUUGAAAUUGAGAUAAUACAUUGUACAAUUAUACAUCCUUUGAGUUUUAGCGGGAAAACUUUGAACCCCUUAUAAAGCCCUCCUAAAAUUUCAAAAAAUGAAAAAAGGCAUCAUCAAAAGCAGCCGAACUGACCUACCGUCCCAGCAUGCGAUUUUUUUCAAGACGAUAUUUCUUUGCAGAUGUAUGUUGCAAGAGAGCCAUCUCGAGUUACUCCACCUGCGAUUCGGUGCCUCCGGAAUGCGCGAAGUUGACUUGCACGGAGGCGCCAAUAGUUAUCCAAGAAACUGAUUUGAAAGCAAAUGAUGUUUCGUAUUUCGUCAAUUUGGUUGAAAGGAUCAGCACACUCAGCGUCAUCAAAAACAAAAACAAAAGGAUGACGCUCUCUCAAGUGACCGCAUUAACUCACAAAGGACCUGGUUCGUUUCUCUGCUUUUUCUCUUUCUGUUUUUGAGUUUAUUGUCAUUUUUUUCAAAUUCUUUCAUUAUAGGCCCGGCAAUCUUUUUGGACGAUGCGAAACUCGAAGACUCCUCUUUCCAGAACUUGAAAGUGAUCACAGUCGACGACAUCAAACCUUAUUGCGAUGGCGAAAAGCUGAUAGACAUUCGAGGAAGUCUUGAUGGCACUGUCAAACAACAACUGGACAAGGACUUGAACGCAGUAAGUCAUCUUGAAAGUUCGGAAAGUUUGAGCUAAUGACCCCUUGAACGAUAGUUGGAACUCGCCUAAAACGGUUAGAAAGUAGCAAGGGAAGAUCCUAGAAGUUUUCCAGAACAAGCCUCAAAGCGAAUAAAUGCUUCAAAAAAUUAUUAUACCUGGUCAUUCAAAAGUUCUCAAGAAAUCACCAAUGUCAAUUUUUGAAAUAAAUUAGUGAGAAAAUUGUUCUUACAGACCCUGGCCCCUUGCGGCAGCCUGAAAACCCCGGCUUCUGGAGGUCCUGCCCGCUCUCCGGGCUCUGCGCUCCCUGCAGGCUCUGGGCGCCGAGCCAGUAAUUCGACGACUUGUCCACCCUGCGCUGAUAGUGCGAAGCUUGCCGAAGCCGAAAGCGAGGAAUCGGAAUCUUCAAGUAAGCUUUUUUGAUAGCCAGAGGGAGUAUUUUUAGACGUAGAUCUGGUAGAAAAUUAUUUUUGUGAUGGUAAUUUCAGAUUGUAUAGCUUCUCCAAGUCUGUAACGAACUACACAAUUCUGGGUUUUUUUUUCUGAAUUUAGACUAAUUUGAUCAAGGAUGGAUUCUUCAGGACCCUCAGGUUCUGAAAAUAAUAUAAAAAGUUUGAGAAGAUCUACAAGUUCAAUUUUAUUGAGAGGCUAAAGAGUCCUUUGCAGACAUGAUGAUCAUAAUCCCUUCCGUUGUUCUCAACGUUGUGCUGUUCUUGACUCUCGCGAUCGUAUCCUUCAUCGCUUUCUGCGUGAGGGUGAAGCCGAGCUCGAAGGACAAGAAAGCCCCGGCCGCCAACCGUCCGGAUCCGAGCACCAGCUCUGGAACAUCUGGCGAAAAGCUCAAUCCGGCUAUACUUGUAUCGGCAAAAAAUCCGAAUGUGCGAAUAAUCGAUAGAGAUGAAGCUGGGAGGGAUUUGGCCGUUGACCCUGUUGAUGAGAAGUUGAAGAAGGAACGAAAGAAGGACCGCAUCAUGUGGGGAAAGCCCAAAAUGACCGACGGCAAGAAGAAGGACAAGAAGAUGAAGUCGACCAACGAGCACGGCGAGUUAUUUUCCGACUUGAAGCUUGAAUUUAUAAAAAAUAAAUUUCAGCAUUCCCUGCCGAGAUGGCCAAAGAUGCUGAGCACAAGGAGAUGUUCAACGCUUAA